AUGGGGCAACCGACCGAGCCCACUUCUCCCUUGGAACCCUUUCCUGCUGCGACGGUCUCGCCAGGCAUUGAAAUGAGCUCUGUACCCGCCGACAGGAGCGAUAGGAUCGAUAGGAGCGACAACUCGCACACCUACCAGACCUCACAGACCUCGCAGACGUCUCCCACUGCGCCGAGCAACGAUCCCAUCUUCAGCGACCGCCGCAACACCGUCGGCCGCGAGCGACGCGAGUCCGUUGCCGCCCUCAGCAACCCGAACCAGCGGUCCUCCGAAAGCAUCCCGCGCAGGCUGUCCAAGAGCUUUCAGGAGUCCAACCUGCCGCCUGGUUUCCUCGCAGCCACCGCAGACAUGACGUCGACCGUGAUGACGGCGGCGCGCUCGCGGUCCAGCACGGGGCGCACCCGCUCGUCUACCGCCAGCGACCCUGACGAACGUAACAAGGCGCUGCAGCAACAGCGACAGCGGACGCCAUCGAAAGGCGGCGACGGCACACUCGAGACACUCGACGAGCAGAAACACUUCUCGUCUUCAUACCCGAAUGGCAACGCCGACACGAGCAAAACAUACGGCGCCAAUGCGACCGCCGCCGGAGACGCGGAACAGAAAGAGGGCAGUGCUGCUGCCACCCUUGUCCGCCCGACGCUGUCGGCCGACGAAAUACCCCACCAAAACGCAAACGUCAACAGAAACGAAGACGGUGCUGCACCAGGAAGCACACCCCCGGCGAACGUCCUUGCCGAUGCCGACCUGUACAACGACUAUGACAACGGCUACCACUUCCCGCCCAAGUACUCCACGGGCGAGUCGUUCCACCACGGCGCCGUCGCCUUUUGGCAUUAUGCCCGGACACCCAUCGGGUUUCUGGUGGUCCUGUAUGGCCUCAACGUUGUCGCAUGGGGCGGCAUGCUGUUCUUGCUGCUGUGCAAUGCUAGCCCGGCCAUGUGCUACCCGACAUGCAACGACAUCAACUCUCCGCGCCGCAAGUGGAUCGAGGUCGACAGCCAGAUCUUGAACGGCCUCUUCUGCGUCACCGGCUUCGGCCUCGCCCCCUGGCGUUUUCGGGACAUGUACUACUACCUCCAGUGGCGCAUCGGCAAAAAGGAAAAGGGCAUCCGCCGCCUGGCCGGCAUCCACCGCGGCUGGCUGCGCCUGCCGGGCUCGCAGGACCUGCCCAGCACCACGGGCCCGGGCAGCGUGCCCGCCGAAACCCCUUGCAGCGCCAUCCCCUUCCCCGAGUCCAAGAUCCCCGACAAGCCGCUGACCGGCCAGCGGGCACCGCCGACGCGCCACUGGGUCAUUCUCUUUGUCCUGGGCAUGAACAUUGCCAACACGUUUCUGCAAGCCGUCCUGGCCGGCUUCAUGUGGGGCAUGAACCGGUACGACCGGCCUUCGUGGUCGACGGGCCUGUUUGUCGCCCUCGGCUGCAUGGCAGGCGCCCUCGGCGGUCUCGGCAUGUUUUUCGAAGGCAAGCGGGUCAAGGGUAUCGAGGGCGUGCCGCUGACGGACGAGGACCGCGCCAAGCUGGCCCACGACCGCGAGCUCGGCAUCUACCACUACAACAACCUCAAGGGCAAGCGGCCCAAGGACGACAAGCACACGCCCGACCUUGAGGCGGGGAAGACGUAG
Molecule: messenger RNA, 1626 nt
Organism: Sporothrix brasiliensis 5110
Lineage: Eukaryota; Fungi; Ascomycota; Sordariomycetes; Ophiostomatales; Ophiostomataceae
Exons: 1
Coding region: 1-1626 (541 amino acids)
Source: RefSeq, a predicted model, not a curated record